Messenger RNA from Oncorhynchus kisutch (coho salmon), 4310 nucleotides. Its product is annotated as protein phosphatase 1A-like. Bases 422 to 1717 code for a protein of 431 amino acids. Gene Ontology annotation, molecular function: magnesium ion binding; protein serine/threonine phosphatase activity; manganese ion binding. Gene Ontology annotation, biological process: protein dephosphorylation. NCBI's taxonomy places the organism in Eukaryota, Metazoa, Chordata, Actinopteri, Salmoniformes, Salmonidae. The transcript is spliced from 5 exons. The record is from RefSeq and is a predicted model, not a curated record.
AAUAGAUACAGGCCACUAGCAUAUCAAUGCAAACACUGCCCAGGGACAGGAGAGAAAGAGGGAGAGAAAGACAGAGAAGGAGAUAGAGUGGGCACCAUACAGCCACAUACACUCCACAUAAAGACAUUGAGACAAAUGCUAGGAAUCCAGAAACCACGCCAACGAGCCAGGUUUACAAAGACAAGGAUGGCCGCAGCGAUUUCUGCCCGUAUCUAGUGAAGCACACCUAACCGCUGAAGCCCACCUAAACACAACUCCACAGACCGGAGUCGACACAUUUUCCACCUGCUCAGCGUGUCCAGCUAAACCCACUCCCCUAGACCUGCUGUGUGGGACACAGACUGGGAGAAGGAGGAGAGAGGGGAAGAGGAAGACCAGCGGCAGGUCAGGAAAGAGACUUGAGCGGCGCCUCCGAGGAGCCAUGAGGACGGCCAGGCGGGCCAGCACCGUGGAGGUGCCCUCCUUCCUCCGCCAGCUGGCCAAGGAGACAGAGAAGAUGGUCACCUUCUUCUUUAAGGGGGGACAGAGAGAUGGCCAGGAGGGGAGCGAAGAGGACUCCAGUGAUGAGGAUAACGGGCCAAGUGUCUACCUGGACCGGCCCAUCCUGGAGAAACACGCGACCGAGGGAGGGUCUCAGUGGGGGUUGAACUAUGCAACGGCCAGCAUGCAGGGCUGGAGGGCACAGAUGGAGGACGCCCACGCCUGCAUGCCGGAGAUGGGAGGGGAGCUGGCGGAGUGGGGCUACUAUGCAGUGUUUGAUGGACACGCUGGCAACACGGUGGCACAGUACUGCUCCCGCAAUCUGCUGCAACACAUCCUCGCUACAGGGCGCGUAAAGGCAGAGGAGAACCCUGAUGACGUGAAGGAGGGGAUCAUCGAGGGCUUCCUGGCCAUUGACAGCCACAUGCACACGCUGACGCGCCAGGAAUGCUGGGAGCGCAGCGGCUCCACGGCGGCCGUCGUCAUGCUCUCGCCGCGGUACGUCUACUUCGUCAACUGCGGCGACUCGCGGACGCUCCUCUGCCGUGACGGCCACGUCAUCUUCUACACAGAGGACCACAAGCCUGUCAACCCCAGGGAGAAGGAGCGAAUACAGAACGCAGGUGGCUCGGUGACCCAGCAUAGGGUGAACGGCUCCCUGGCCAUGUCCAGGUCCCUGGGAGACUUUGACUUUAAGGAGGUGGAGUGGAGGUCCCAGACUGAGCAGCUGGUUUCCCCAGAGCCAGAGGUGUAUGAGCUGGAGAGGUCCCCACAAGACGAGUUCCUCAUAGUGGCUUGUGACGGCGUGUGGGACGCCAUCUGCAACGAGGAUCUGUGUGCAUUCGUCCGCAGCCGCCUGCAGGUGUGCAAUGACCUGAGGGAGAUCUGCAACCAGGUCAUUGACCUCUGCCUCUAUAAGGGUAGUUUGGACAACAUGAGCAUCAUCAUCGUGACCUUCCCUGGCGCACCCCAGGUUUCACAAGAGGCCCUACAACAAGAGGCCGAGCUAGAGACACUCCUCGAGGCCAAAGUGGAAGAGAUAGUACAUUUGCUAAGGUCGCAGGACAAGGACCCUGACCUGCUGUAUGUGAUGAAGUUUCUGGUCUCUGAGGACAUACCUGGCCUACCACCUGGGGGAGGAGUCACCAGCAAAAGAGACUGUGUCAUCUAUGCGUAUCAGAAGUUUGUAACGCCCUCCAGAUCUCUGGAACCAAUGGUAGGGGACGACCAAACAUAGGUCACACACUCUUGCACCAUGUCUCGCUAAACACAUCAGUGCAAACUGGACUACAAAGUAACUAAGUUACUGUUUUUCACUGACACAUCAUUGACUUGUCACAUUCCAGGACAUCGGAGGAUCUGAAGAGUCCAACUAGUCGUUUCCAUGUAAAUGUAUUCUUUAGCCUCACGUAUCCAUGGUGACCAAUUCCAACUGGGGACUCUUUUCAGCUGAGGAAUCAGCCAAUGGCUAAAUAAAGAAAUAUGGUGGGAGGGGGUUUGACCUGGGCCUGCCCUUAGCCAAUCAUCUCUUCUCUGUUCCUCAUGUACACUGUCUAUCAACAAUUCUACUGUAUCUUUAGAAAAUAUCAAAUAGUUGGCAUUUUCCAGGAAGGGAAGAAUUACAUAUUCCAAACCUAUUCUUUAAAAUGCAUGACAAUUAGAUAUAAUAUUUUCUAACAACACUUUACAGUGCCUGAGUAGAUCUGGUUACUUUUCUUGAAGACUAGAAGCUUGUGAAUAAGGCUGAUCAUGUUAUUUCAUUUAAAAGCUAAUUGAUAUGUUUAAGCGGUGCGCAACUCCAUACUACAGCUGUAAAUCAAGUUGACCAAACACCCCUUCAACCAUCGCAGACCAGCGAAGGCUCCAAUAUGGAUGUGUCCUGUGAUGGCAUGGCCUACACUAAAUAAUUUGCAGAAUCCUGUGAGGGAACAUAGGUGACAUGAAUAGAUGUGUGUGUGUGUGUGUGUGUGUGUGUGUGUGUGUGUGUGUGUGUGUGUGUGUGUGUGUGUGUGUGUGUGUGUGUGUGUGUGUGUGUGUGCGUGUGUGCGUGUGUGCGUGUGUGUGUGUGUGUGUGUGUGUGUGUGUGUGUGUGUGUGUGUGUGUGUGUGUGUGUGAGAGAGAGAACGAGCAGAGGAUAACAUGGGGUGUGGGAUUAUUGGCACACAUACUGUACCCCAUAAAAUGUAACCUUUUUGCAGUUUAAAGCACAGAUGCUCACAGCUAGACAUGAUUUAGACCAGUGUGAUGCGUAAAGUAGUACAGCUAUAGGUAAAUCGCUUUGCUGUUUGCAUGUUUUCGUUUCAAUACAUGUCGUUGUGCUGCCUUUACAAAGCUCUCUGUAUUUGUACGGUUAAUUGAUUCCUCCUUUGGAUCAUACCAAACGGAUGAACAUAGUAACUGUAUUCCAUGACAGAGGUCAAAAUGAGCUAGACUAUAGAUCAAACACCGCUGCAGCAUGUCUGUUUGAAUUCUAUGAAAUCAGGAGGAAAUAGGAUCCAAGACCAUUCGACAGCACAACUGGUUACCAUGAGAUCUUUCGCAAUUGUAUGUCAAUUGGGGCAAUAAAUUCAUGAAAUAGAAUGACAUUCUGUGAACAAUUUUGUCCUGUUGUUUUUGAUGGAGCGGAGUGAGCUCUUACUCCUGAAAUGUUUGAUUACCAUCCAAUUACAGCCUUCAGACGGAUAGAUACGGCACUACAGGGUUAAAUUAAGGACCAAGGGAGAAGAAGACAACACAAUUCCAUAACCAACCAUUGAUAUCGUUCCACAACUGUAUUUUCGCCAGUUGUAUGCAUCUAAACCAGGGGUGUCAAACUCAUUUCAUGGAGAGCCUAGUGUAUGCUGUUUUUUCUUUUUUUCUUUCAAUUAAGACCUAGACAACCAGGUGAGGGGAUUUCCUUACUAAUCAGUGGCCUUGAUUCAUCGAUCAAAUACAAGGGAGGAGCAAAAACCCACUGACACUCGGGCCCCUAUGGAACGAGUUUGACACGUGAUCUAAACCAACAAGUAGGGAGCUGGUGUGUAUUUCCUAGCACCAGUAUAUCUUACAAUACUCUUUUCAACAGUAAUAGAAAGAUCAAGGUAUUGGGUUGAAUUUCGGACCAUUUAAUCAUCUUAUUGCAACAUGGAGUUAUUAGCCAUCUAACACACGCGCAGGGUUGGAUGUCACCCAGUAAGUGGUAGUAGUUUAAUUCCUUUUGGUAACAAGAAAUGAAGCAAUGUAGCUUAGUCUUAAAUAAUAGUCAAGCUUUUUCUAUGACGAUCAAAAUUCAGCAUUUUAUGCCGUGGGAUUAACAUAUGACUUUUAGUCAAUUGUUUGCACAUGUAUGUGUGGGUGUGACAAAUGUGAGAGAGGCUAGGAAGGGUUGUCACGACUUCCUCCGAAGUUGGUCCCUCUGCUUGAUCGGGCAGCGUUCGGCGGUGACGUCACCGACCUUCUAGCCAUCGCCGAUCCACUUAUCAUUUUUCCAGUGGUUUUGUCUUGUCUUCCAUCACACCUGCUUCCAAUUCCAUCAAUUACAUGUUGUGUAUUUAACCCUCUGUUCCCCCCCAUGUCCUUGUUUGGAAUUGUUUGUAUAAGCAUAGUGCUUGUGCACGGUAUGCUGGUGAUUACUGAGUUUUGUUUGACCCAUUUCAUGUAUUGUUCUGUUGACGGUGGUUCAUGUUUCACUGAUAUAGGAAAAUUGCAUUUGUGUGUGUUAGGCAGUGGCGACCCGUCAUUCAGGGCAGGUCAUUUUGGUAUUGAUACGUGUCACAUAUCAGUUUGCAAACAGUGUACGUAAAAAUGAAAAAUAAAUGUCAUUUGAGUUAAUAAAGCCGCAUACAAAAAUA